Oxyura jamaicensis (ruddy duck) is the source of this 7086-nucleotide messenger RNA. It is a transcript of the gene GPATCH8, whose product is annotated as G-patch domain containing 8. Gene Ontology annotation, molecular function: nucleic acid binding. Bases 420 to 4658 code for a protein of 1412 amino acids. Lineage: Eukaryota; Metazoa; Chordata; Aves; Anseriformes; Anatidae. The record is from RefSeq and is a predicted model, not a curated record. Gene Ontology annotation, cellular component: nucleus. The transcript is spliced from 11 exons.
CCGGGGCGGGCGGCGGCGCAAAAUGGCGGACAGGUUCUCCCGCUUCAACGAGGACCGGGACUUCCAGGGCAAUCACUUUGAUCAAUAUGAAGAAGGGCACCUGGAGAUAGAGCAAGCAUCUCUAGACAAGCCUAUAGAAUCGCCCAGUUUUUAAAGCCAGGAUAAUAUUGGACACCGCUUACUCCAGAAACAUGGGUGGAAGCUGGGCCAGGGAUUGGGAAAGUCACUGCAGGCCUUAGUCUGAAGACCUGGGAGCUUGUAAUUGGACUUCCCUGCCCCUACAGUGACCCCAUUAGAGACAUAAUGUCUGUGCUGUGGAGGACUGUUGGAGAGCGUUAUGAUCCUGGACUUGUUGUGGUGAUGGUAAACUUAGCAGUGGGAGGACGGAUCCCAUCCCGAUUGUCGUCAAGUACGAUGUCAUGGGCAUGGGGCGGAUGGAGAUGGAGCUUGACUACGCCGAAGAUGCCACUGAGCGGAGGCGUGUACUGGAAGUGGAGAAAGAAGACACCGAGGAGCUGAGGCAGAAAUACAAGGAUUAUGUUGAUAAAGAAAAGGCAAUUGCCAAGGCUUUGGAAGACCUCAGAGCAAACUUCUACUGUGAACUCUGUGACAAGCAGUAUCAAAAGCAUCAAGAGUUUGACAACCACAUAAACUCUUAUGAUCAUGCUCACAAGCAGAGGUUGAAAGAUCUCAAGCAAAGGGAAUUUGCUCGCAACGUCUCCUCGAGAUCGCGUAAAGAUGAAAGGAAGCAGGAGAAAGCCCUCCGACGUCUUCAUGAACUGGCUGAACAGAGAAGGCAGCCUGAAUGCGCUCCUGGAAGCGGACCCAUGUUCAGAACCACCACCGUGGCUGUGGAUGAGGAAGGUGGAGAUGAUGAUGAUUCUGCAGCCAACAGCGGUUCUUUUGUCCAAACAAUGUCUGGCCAAACUUCAGAGAUGACAAUGGACAGAGGUUUUCUUAACACUGGACAAGUUGGUGGCACCCUUAUGCCAGGCCAAGUGCCCCUCCAGUCAGCUCAAGCAAUCAGUUUUGGCAUUAAGAGCGCUUUGGGAACUCCACUGCAAAAGAUAGGUGUGUCAUUUUCAUUUGCUAAGAAGACUCCGGUGAAGCUUGAGACCAUAGCUUCUGUUUUCAAGGACCAUGUGGAAGAAUCAAGUUCUGCAGAUGGAGGAAAAGCUGAUGAGAGAGGGUCCUCAGAUGCAGGAAGUCUGCAGAAAUCUGGUGAGGGUGAAAGCACAAAUAAUUCUGAUGGCAAGACGGAGGAAGAUGACCAGCAUGACAAAGAUAGUGGCUCUCUGGCCACUACGUUAUCUAAACUGAAAAAGAUGAGACGAGAAGAUGGACCAAUGGCAGUUGAACCAGAAUACUAUCAUUAUAUUCCCCCAGCCCACUGUAAAGUAAAGCCUAAUUUUCAAUUCCUGCUUUUCAUGAAGUCUACAGAACAAAUGGAAGCUGAAAAUGUGAAUAAAAAAACCACACAUGAAGUCAAAAAGGGUAAUUCUCCAAAACCCAAACCCAGCAAGCAUGCAGAGAAGGCUGCUGAGAGCACAGUGCAGCAGAAGGAACAGAGUACUACUGAAACUAUUGCUCAGCAGAGCAAAACGGAGCUAAAAGAAGUUCCAGAAAAUGCAAGUAUGCAGGAGGGCAAGCAUCUUACAGAGAGCAAUCUCCCAGAGCCAGACACUAAUAAGGAAGUCACUCAGCCUGUCCCAAGCAGUAAAGAUGGCACUGAAGGACCAAAACAUCCAACAGGACCUUUUUUUCCAGUUCUGAGUAAAGAUGAGAGCACUACUCUCCAGUGGCCUUCAGAGCUGCUCAUAUUUACCAAAGCAGAACCUUCUGUUUCAUACAGUUGUAAUCCCCUGUAUUUUGACUUCAAGCUGUCUCGCAACAAAGAUGCUAAAGGCAAAGGGGCAGAGAAAUCCAAGGAUCCAGGAGGCCUUUGUAAAGAAAAUGUUCAGACUCUAGAAUCUGGAGAGAUGAGCAAACCCAAGGAGGCAGAAAGCAUAGCUAACAGUUCUGCUGGGAAAAUGGAAAGUAAAUCUCUGUCUGCCUGUGGCUCCCAGAACAAGCAGGAAUCUAACUUCGCAAACAUGAGUAAGGUAGAGGGAGACGACAGUAGUAAAAAUGUAACUGGUAAGAAUAAAUCUGGAAAAUCCCAUAAACAUAAAAAGAAAAAGAAGCACAAAAAGUCCAGCAAACACAAACGUAAACACAAGGAAGAACCUGAUGAGAAGAGCCGAAAAACUGACCUGGGGGAAGAGAAACCCAAGAAACGGAAAAAACACAGACACAAGAAACUCAAAUCAUCUUUUUCUACUGAAUCAGAACGGGCACUGAAAACCGAACUGUCUGAGGACUGUAGCCAUUUCCAGAAGAAAAAGCGGUGCUCUCAGGAGUUGCAGAGGAAGUCUCUGUCUGCUGAAGAGGGAAGUAGCGGUAAGAAAGAGGACAGUGGUAACUCCUGCCAAGAGCAUGGCAGCAAGAAACACAAGGCUGACCUGCAGCAGCUGCCGGCUGCCAGGAGGCGGUGUGCUGGCCCCUCUCUGGGCAGGUCCGGCCGCAGGAGCCGGCAGAGCAGUGGGGAUUACGACAGCGACGAGGGCUCCCACAGGAAGCACUCCCGGCAGAAAUCUCCCUCGCAGUACAGCGAUGACUACGACUCUGGCAGCGACCACUCCAGGAGCCGCUCCAGGUCGGGGCGGAGGCACUCAUCUCGGCGGUCCUACUCCACCAGUUCCGAUGCUUCUUCAGACCAGAGCAGGUACAGCCGCCGGAGAAGUUACUCGGAUGACAGCUACAGCGACUACAGCGACCGGUCGAGGUGCCACUCAAAGAGGUCCCACGACUCAGAGGAUGACUCUGACUACAACAGCUCAAAUCACAGAUCAAAGCGGCGCAAGUACUCCUCUUCUGAAGACGACUACAGCUCGAGUCGGAGCAGGUCAAGGAGUCGAAGCAGGAGCCGAACCCCCCCUCGAGGAAGGUCAAGAACACGGAGUCGAGGCAGAACACGAAGCAGCAGCUGUAGCCGCAGUCGAAGCAAGAGGAGGAGCCGAAGUGUGACAGGUCGCAGCUGGAAACGAAGUCGCAGCUACAGCCGGGAUCGCAGCCGCAGUACGAGAAGCCACUCACAGAGGUCGCUCUCGCGAAAGGGCUCUCGAGGCCAUGAGAGCCCUGAAGAGAGGCGGUCAGGGAGAAGAGACUUCAUCAGGUCCAAAAUCUAUCGCUCACAGUCUCCUCACUACUUCCGAACAAGCAGAAAUGAAGGAGCUUUGAAGAAGGAGGACGGCAAAGGCGAGGAUCUCAAAGGGUCUGGCUCUCUCUCCCAGAACAGCAGCAGCAGCUCUGGCACCGGGAGGGCCUCGGAAGGUGACUGCAGUCCAGAAGAGAGAAACUCCGUGACUGCAAAACUUCUCCUGGAAAAGAUCCAGUCCAGGAAGGUUGAGAAGAAGCCCUGUGUUACUGAUGAAAUGCUAGCAGGGGCAAACAAGGUGGGCAUAAAACUCAAAGACCCUCCACAGGGCUACUUUGGCCCCAAGCUUCCUCCUUCAUUAGGCAACAAACCAGUUCUCCCUUUAAUUGGGAAAUUGCCAACCAUCCGAAAACCAAAUGCAAAAAGAUAUGAAGAGUCUGGCUUAGAGAGGGGCGAAGAGCAAGAGCUAUCGGACUCUGAGGAUGCUUCCCAAGGCGUGGAGGAGACUCAGUUGGCCGGCCAGUCUCUCCUGGAAGAAGUGGUGAUGGUUAUGCAGGACAAACCUCUAGAUGAGCAGAAACGCGACGAACCCACUGUGGAGAUGUCGUCCAUUCCCCUCGAAGCACCAGCGCUGCCCGAGUGCUUUAGUUCUGGGGAUCUGGUCAUGCAGCACAACUUCCUCUCGGACCCGAGCGAUGGCGAUGCAUUGGAACCCAUGGACGGGGGCAGCCAGCCUGUGCCUGUGGAAGCCAGUAUGAUGCCCUUGGUCCCUGAUGUGGAGCAUUUUCCCGGCUACGUGCCUCAGAGCGGGGAGCCGAGCAUCGAAGGAGACCGAGAAGGAGGAGAAGAUGCCUCUCUGGCACCACUUGAGAGCCAGCCCAUCACUUUUACACCCGAAGAGAUGGAGAAGUACAGCAAACUGCAGCAGGCUGCUCAGCAGCACAUCCAGCAGCAGCUCCUCGCAAAGCAGGUCAAGGCCUUUCCUGCCUCCACCGCGCUGGCGCCAGCAGCGCCUGCCCUGCAGCCCAUCCACAUCCAGCAGCCGGCGGCGGCAUCCGCGACCUCCAUCACCACUGUGCAGCACGCCAUCCUGCAGCACCAUGCCGCUGCGGCCGCCGCCGCCAUCGGCAUCCACCCCCACCCCCACCCCCAGCCUCUUGCUCAGGUUCAUCAUAUACCCCAGCCCCACUUGACGCCCAUCUCGUUAUCCCACCUGACCCACUCGAUUAUUCCGGGGCACCCUGCUACGUUUCUAGCCAGCCACCCCAUCCACAUCAUUCCGGCAUCAGCCAUCCAUCCGGGCCCCUUUACUUUUCACCCAGUUCCUCAUGCUCUUUACCCGACCCUUCUUGCCCCAAGACCCGCUGCUGCUGCGGCCGCUACAGCGUUACAUCUUCACCCCUUGCUGCACCCCAUUUUCUCAGGUCAGGACUUGCAGCACCCCCCGAGUCACGGCACAUGAAGGACGAGCGACGUAACCUUGGAGGAAGGAGAAUAUUUUGCAUUUUGGGAAGGGGUUGAAGCUGAUCUAGCUGGCAGGUGAGGCCUGAGAAUUUCCUUUCACUCUUUAGCAGCCAAAGAAGCCAGGCGUGGCCGGAGGGCUGGGUAGCAGCGGGCGGCAGGGCAGUCCGCAGGCGCUGUGUGCAGCCACUGCCAGCAGCUGUCGUGGCCCCGCCGCCACCGCGUUCCUAGCGCUGUGCCGGAGGAGUCUUCUCGAGCACAGACAGGCAAGGCACUCGGAAAGGCUUUUUCCCUGGAUUCUUACACUUAGUCAUUCUCCUGCCGCCAUGUGUAAGUGAUAUUCUGUGCACACUAAUAGGUCUCUAAAAUCCUUUUAAUGAGGUCAUCUAAUUAAAAUAGUCAGCAUGAUUGAAUCGUGCUUGUAAUCAGCGAUGAAACAUUCAGUAACUGACAGCUGUGGAUCCCGGCAAGGAGACUGAUGGAAGGGCAGCGCCCCUCUUGUUUUGUCUGGGCCAGUACCAGUUUUCAGGCAUUGCAGGAGAUUUCCUGGCAUCCUACUGCUGCGUCCUUGGGUUUCUUUUUUCUUAAUGUAAGCAGCAAAGGUGGAAAUAAGAUCUAAUUUUGAAGCAGAAGUGAACGGAAGAGCUGUGUGUGUGCUCCAAGCCCUGACCCUUCUCCAUCCUGCAUUAACAUUCUCCUGUGUGAGGACUGCACCUUGACACCUUCUGUACAUUGUGAACUGGAGAGAGGUUCUCAGAUCAGUAGUUUGUGAUUUCAGUCUAGGCUUUGACCACUCUUCUCCUGGGAAAGAAAGGGAAAAAAAAAUCUGCUCUGACCUCCAUCUUUAGAGGUGUUGCAAAAGAGGCUCUCAGCUGAGAGAGAAGAAAAAUCCCUUUAGGAACUGAAGCAAUACAGAGGACCGGGGAGAGUGAUGGGAGUAUGUAAAGUGUGUUCUUUCCUCUGUAAUACUGAUGGUUUCCUUAUUAAUUUAUAGGAUUUUUUUUUAAUGUAAAGAAUUGCACUGAACUCUGUAAACAAAGAUGCUGCUUUUUGUAGCUCAUAUAAAAAGGUUACAUUUGUAGUAUACCGCAAUAAUAUUUUUUACAGCCAGUUCUUUUAGUGGUACUUGUUCUGGUGGCUUUUGUGUAAAUAUGUUUGCCGUAGGUGAAAUAAGACACUUGUAAAGGUUCAACUUUAUAGUUUCAGCUAGAUGCAAAAUGAACUAAGCAUGUAUAUUUUAUCAAGCUCAUGUAUUUUUGAAGUUUUUAUGUACUAUAAGAUGUAAAAAAAAAAAAAAAUCCACCUUCAUUUAGCGUUUUGCAGAAGAAAAACGUGCGACUCGGUAUACAUGAGGUGCGUGGACGACACCGGUGACUCUAACAGCUAAUGAACGGCAUCGUGUGGAAGGUGCUGGCUUUGGGAGCGGUGUACUCGGGGAAGCAGCGGGGGCUUGCUGCAUGCUCCUGGUCUGUACUAAGCAGCUACUUAUAGGAAUUGACACUGGAGGCUGUCUCAGGAGUGUCAGGAAUUGGGGUUGUCUCCCCCAGAGUGCAGAAUUCCUUCCCCUUCCCCCCCACUCUUUUCUUACCCCCCAGGUUUGUACCGGCUGUGCAGUCCGUACUGUCUCCUGCUGACAGAAGAACCUUUCAACCACCACCGUUCACCACUGUACACACAGGGCCAGGGGCUUUGGUUUGUAACGGAUCCAUUGUGCCCACACCCCUCCGUGGUGGGGCGUGAGGGAUUUCUGUUCCUUCCUGCAUUGUUCCCUGGCGCAGGGUAGCACCAACCACAGGGGCUUUGAGGCCAACACAAAGAGCUGUUGGCCCCAGGACCUGGGUUGGGUAUUUUGGGUUCGGGUUCUCCUGGUGUUAGUGCAGGUUUGGGGCAUGCCUGUGAACCAAUUCCACUUCCAGGCCCUGCCCUCACGGUUGGUUUUGGCGGCCCGGUUUUGGAGCAGGCGGCCGCGGCUCUGCUCGGUGCCGUUCCCUCCCUCCCUCCUCUCCAGAAGCACAGAACUGAGACCCAGGGGCAGACCAAAAGGAUCGAAAACUCUGAGCUUCCUCAUUAUUUAAACAAGAGCCUUUGCAUUUGGACAGGUUGGACUGAAUCACAACGGUCAGAAAAGGGACUCAAUUUAUCUGUAAAUAAUUAACAGAAUACAGUAUUAAUGUUUCAGUGCUGAGCUUCAUUAGCUUCUAGAUUCAAUAUGCGUGUUCUGGCACCCUUCACACUGCAGUCAGGAUUUUUUGUUUUUUUUGUUUUUGACUUCCGGAAUAGUGCUAAAAAUAAUUAACCUAUCAUUACUUAACGAGCAUAAACAGACUGUAUUUAACUUUGUCACAUAAGAUAUAUAUAAAUAUAUAUAUAUGCUGUAAAAUGAGGGGGGAAAAAAAACCUUUCUAAUAAACCAAUGAUUUGUGGAAAAA